Loxodonta africana (African savanna elephant) is the source of this 3115-nucleotide messenger RNA. RefSeq names its product retinal pigment epithelium-derived rhodopsin homolog (gene RRH). The record is from RefSeq and is a predicted model, not a curated record. Gene Ontology annotation, biological process: G protein-coupled receptor signaling pathway; cellular response to light stimulus; phototransduction. The coding region runs from base 868 to 1920 and encodes 350 amino acids. Gene Ontology annotation, molecular function: G protein-coupled photoreceptor activity. Lineage: Eukaryota; Metazoa; Chordata; Mammalia; Proboscidea; Elephantidae. Gene Ontology annotation, cellular component: plasma membrane; photoreceptor outer segment. The transcript is spliced from 7 exons.
UCACAAGAUGAACGAUUGAAUCCAGACGCUUGGUUGACACAUGCUAUGAUUAUCAUCAUCAUCAGAUAAUACUAGUUACUCAUGCAAAGUGUGAGUAAAUGAACUGAGAUAAAUGGUGGAAUCAUGAUACAUCCAUGGUACGAAAUGCUUUCAGUAACUUAGACCUGUGUUUAUUGACCUGCAAUUUAUGAAAUGGCUUCAGGGGGAAACAAAUUGUGAAUGAUUGUAUGUAUCUGUACAUGUAUAUAUUCCCAUUUUGGUUUAAAAAGAAAAAAGGGAACCUCAAACCCUUGUAUAAAUACAUGUUUGCAUAACAAAGGAAAUCAUAAGAAAGGAUAUUACCAACAAUAUCGGUGAGUUUAGGGGAAUGAGGAUUGGAUGGACGGAAGGGAGAUUUCUUCUUUACCUCUCAUUAUUUAAAUUCUUAAUGAAAAAAAAGGGGGGGCGGGAACUGCAAUGGAAAAACUCAAAAGGAUCAAUAAAAAUAGGAACCUUAAUCUGCAUAGCUUUAGAGACUGGCUGUCUGAAUUUCAGAACUUAUUUCUAGCAGAGACUAGUUGAAUCAAGUCAGCUCCUGCACAGUUUUUCUGAGUUUAUUGUUUAAAUGUGGGUGUUUUUGCUUGAUAAUCUUCAUGGAUAUAACUGAUACUCAAUUUAGUGGAGCUUGGUAUUUCUCUUUGUGUUUCGCUAAUAAGCUUUUCCCUUGUUCUGGGAAUUAAAAUGCUUUCCUUUUUAGCCCAAUUAAAUUUAUUAAAAGAAGGCCUCUAUGAAAAGGCCAUUCUUUGUGGUCUCUAAGUGGAACUGAUUGGUCCUGAAAAUUCUUCCUUCACUGGCUGUUAAAACAUUUCAUAGUUAUUGAAAGCUUAUAUGAAGUUAUAUGAAGGCUGUCUCAAUAUCUUCUCUAAAAUGCUAAGGAAUAGUUUGGAUAACAGUUCAGACUCUAAAAAUGAAGAUGCCUCAGUCUUUUCGCAAACUGAACACAAUAUAGUUGCAACUUACUUGAUUAUGGCAGGUAUGAUAAGCAUUCUCAGCAACAUAAUAGUUCUGGGCAUCUUCAUUAAGUACAAGGAACUUCGGACACCCACAAAUGCGAUUAUCAUAAACCUGGCUGUUACUGAUAUAGGGGUCAGCAGCAUUGGCUACCCCAUGUCUGCUGCGUCAGAUCUGCAUGGAAGGUGGAAGUUUGGGUACACAGGAUGUCAGAUUUAUGCUGGAUUAAAUAUCUUUUUUGGGAUGGCAAGUAUUGGAUUACUCACUGUCGUGGCUGUGGAUCGCUACCUGACCAUCUGCCAUCCUCACAUAGGAAGAAGAAUGACCUCUAACACUUACGUCAGCAUGAUCCUGGGGGCCUGGAUCAAUGGCUUGCUUUGGGCUUUGUUGCCUAUCACAGGGUGGGCGAGUUAUGCCCCAGAUCCUACCGGUGCCACUUGUACCAUAAACUGGAGGAAAAAUGAUGCAUCUUUUGUUUCUUACACGAUGACAGUUAUUGUGAUAAAUUUUGUUGUGCCCCUUGCAGUGAUGUUUUACUGCUACUACCAUGUCACUCGAUCCAUUAAACGUCAUACUGCUAGUAACUGUGCUGAGUACCUCAACAGAGACUGGUCAGAUCAGUUAGAUGUAACAAAGAUGUCUGUGAUAAUGAUACUAAUGUUUCUGGUGGCUUGGUCCCCUUAUUCCAUUGUGUGCUUAUGGGCUUCUUUUGGUGACUCAAAGAAGAUUCCACCUUCUAUGGCCAUCAUAGCUCCACUGUUUGCAAAGUCUUCUACGUUCUACAACCCCUGUAUUUAUGUGGUUGCUAAUAAAAAGUUCCGGAGGGCAAUGUUUGCCAUGUUCAAAUGUCAGACUCACCAAGCAGAGCCUGUGACGUGUAUUUUACCAAUGAAUGUAUCUCAAAACCCACUGGCUGCUGGAAGAAUCUAAAACAAGAGAGAAAAAAAGCACACACUAUCAAAACAUUUUACUUACUUUUUUUUUUUUUGGCAGUAUUUUAAUUUUUUAUUUGAUCCUGUUUAGAUUAAAUGCAGACAUAGAUGAAUGUCCUAUUAGACUGUAAGUUCCUCACGGGCAGCAGAUGGUUCUGUCUGUGCAGUGCCUGCUGUGGUGCGUGUUGCUUUAUUUCAUUGUAUGUGAACUUGUUGCUCAUCUCCUUUUACGGACCUGGGCACGCGAGAUUAAGGCCCCUACCCUCUUCUCCCCUAUCGGCACAAAUGGCAUCAUACUGGUGGCCUGCUAACUUGUUUGGGUCCUCCCUUAGCGUAGAAGCAGCUGCUAUUUUAAUGUUAGAAUAAAUUAACAAUAAUAAUUAUAUAAUAUUAUACAAUAAUACAUAAUUAUUGUGAUGAUUUGUUGGAUAUUCCCAGCUAGAAUAAAAAACUUUUUUUUUUUUGCAUUUCAAAAUAUUAAACUUUUUAAUGCAAUUAUUAACUUAUACUACUUAACAAAAAUAAUUAAAUGAACAUUAAACACUAUUGCUUCUAAAUCGCUUAUGUCCAUCAAUGCGCUUAGGCAUUUUAUAUAGCAAUAUAAUCUCUGUGCAUAGUGUUAUGUAUUCUGCAUUUUUCAAUUGCCAUUUUUCUGCAUGUAUGUCUCCGCAUAUUGGAUGCUAGAAUUAAGCUCAACAAGAAUGGGAAUUUUGGUCUGUUUUUUUCUUUCUUUGAUUUAUCUUCAGCACCUAGACCCAUUUUGCCUGGCACAUAGUAGGCUCUUAAUAAAUGUUUAUUGAAUGUUGAAUGGAUUUGUAGACUCCAUAUAUUUGUCAUUCUAAAUGACCAUUAAGCCUAGCAUGUUAAUAUACCAUUGUUUAAUAGUGUACUAUCAGUGGGCAUUUAAAUUGCUUUCCAUUUUUAGUUUCAUGAAUGCUCCACUGGGAAUAUUUUAGUACAAAUAACUUUUUUGUGUGUGUGUGGGGGUGGUGGGGUGGCAUUUUUAUUUGUGUGUCUCCUCAGACUGGAAUUAUUGGCUAAAAAUAGUAUCAUUGUUGCUGGCUUGCUCUCUGGAAAGAUUGAAUUAAUUUGCCCUGCCAUUGACAGUGUAUAAGCAGACUUUCCCCUUCAUAUUGUUGCUAACAGUGUGCCAUAUUAUUAAUUUUUCUAAACCAUGAGUUAUAUACAGUGGC